This is a messenger RNA of Brassica oleracea var. oleracea, 1899 nucleotides long. RefSeq names its product NAC domain-containing protein 53. Bases 133 to 1746 code for a protein of 537 amino acids. The record is from RefSeq and is a predicted model, not a curated record. The transcript has 5 exons. Gene Ontology annotation, biological process: regulation of DNA-templated transcription. Gene Ontology annotation, molecular function: DNA binding. NCBI's taxonomy places the organism in Eukaryota, Viridiplantae, Streptophyta, Magnoliopsida, Brassicales, Brassicaceae.
UGUUUGGUCGUCAUCUCAAGUCUUUCUCCGCUUCGCUUUUUUAUCUCAUUCUCUCCAAUUCCAGUCGCAUCCUCUCUCUUUUCUUCUCCGACAACGAUUUCCAAAACUCGUCCAAACCUUGCAUCUGUUCGAAUGGGUCCUCGUGGUGGCUCCUCAGAGACGUCGUCGCUCGCUCCUGGUUUCCGAUUCCACCCAACGGACGAAGAACUCGUCCGUUACUACCUAAAACGCAAGAUCUGCAACAAACCCUUUAAGUUCGACGCGAUCUCCGUCACCCACGUGUACAAAUCCGAGCCGUGGGAUCUUCCAAGUCAGUCGAAGCUGAAGAGCAGAGACUUGGAGUGGUACUUCUUCAGUGUGCUCGAUAACAAAUACUCGAACGGGUCCAAGACGAACCGUGCGACGGAGAUGGGGUACUGGAAGACGACGGGGAAGGAUCGGGAGAUUCGUAAUGGGUCGAGAGUCGUUGGGAUGAAGAAGACUCUUGUUUAUCAUAAAGGUCGUGCUCCUCGUGGUGAGAGGAGUAAUUGGGUUAUGCAUGAGUAUCGUUUGGUUGAUGAUGAGAUUGUGAAAGCUGGUGUUCAGAAAGAUGCGUAUGUGCUUUGUAAGAUAUUCCAGAAGAGUGGGUCUGGUCCUAAAAAUGGAGAGCAGUAUGGUGCUCCGUUUGUUGAGGAAGAGUGGGAGGAGGAGGAUGGUAUGACUUUUGAGCCAAAUCAAGAUCCUGGAAGUCUUGAAGAUCAGGUUUAUGUUGACAUCCAUGACAUUGAUCAGAAGCUUGACGUCUAUGAUGCCAUUCCUAUACAUUUGGGAUUUGAUCAAGGGGAAUCCAGCAAUAAUGUUGAAACAAAUCACUCAGACACAACAAACUAUAUCCAACCAGGAAACUAUGUGCAUGACAACUUUGAAGGACCAGUGGACCUUUCAGAGGAAGAACAACAGCUUAUCAUCCGUGAUGCAUUGUUUCCAGAUGAAGAAAAUGGAUGUGGCGUCAAGGACGAGAUCACGGCGAACUUGCAAUCUUGUGACAACAUCUUCGAAACCGAUGCAUCACUCUACAAUGAUUUUCCUGUUGAGGGUAACUACUUUACCGGUGAGGAGUUUCUGGACCCGAACGAUGGUCUGUACCUAGAGACGAAUGAUCUCAACAGUACUGAGCAAGAUGGUUUCAACUUUGAAGAUUAUCUCACCUUCUUUGAUGAGGAUGACCAAAACUUGACUUUUGAUCCUUCUCAACUGAUGGGAACUGGAGAUGUGAUUCCCGAUCAAGAAGAGCUCUUUCAAAUGGCUGAGACCAAGGAACUGGAGAAAGAGGAAGCCUCAGGAGGCAAACACGUGGUGGAAGAAAAGGAGAAUGAUGAAGCAUGUUGUUCGAAACAAGUCAAUGCGGACACAACAGAGUUUGAGCCAGAUUACAAGAACUCGGUGCUCAAGAAGGCGAGCCACAUGUUUGGUGCUAUUCCCACUCCAACUGAAUUUGUUUCAGAGAUCCUCACCAAGGAUGGAGUUGUCCGGCUACAAGCAGGACAGUCAUCAGGUUCGGUUCACGUAAGUAUGAUCACAGUAUCAGACAGCAACAUGGGUUGGUCAUACAGCAAAAACGGGGACCUUUGUUUCGGUAUGGUCCAAGAGAAUGUGCCAGGAAAAUCAGAAAAUAAUUUAACAAGAGUGAUGCUAAUCUUCAUAUGCUUCUGGGUCCUAGUGCUCUCGGUUAGCUUCAAAAUAAGCACCUUGGUUUCUUCUCGGUGAUAAUAAGUACCACUUUUAAAAAAAGACAGACCUUUUGUGUGUUGAACACAUUGAUUGUGAUAUAGGUUUUACUUGUAGUCUUCUUCCGCAACUCAAUGAUUCUAUAUCUCAAGACAUAUAAAAAUAAUGUAUAUGUAUCAGAGUUCAAAAUUA